AUGUUGUUGCAAGAUAGACAGGACAGCAGCCGGUCGUCGCCGCCGCUCCGCAACAAGUUCCUCAUCGAACAGAACCACCAGAUCGUCAAGAGCGAAUCGAUGGCCGUGAGCGCGGCGCACGCCGCGGCCCUGCUGGAGACGCAGCGGCAGAUCGAGACGAUGAUCGACGGCCUCGAGAGUGCCCAGAACCUCUUCCUCGGCGAGCUCGUCGCCGGCGCGAGCGACCGGUGCGUCGUGCUCUGCGAGAUCGACCACCCGAACCACAUCGUCGCGUGCUCCAAGCACUGGAGCGACCUCUGCGGCUUCCGGGCCGCCGAGGCCAUCGGCCUCACGCCGAAAAUCCUCCAGGGCGAGUGCACGGAGCCCGCCGUCGCGGCCGACUUCCGCGACC
This is a messenger RNA of Aureococcus anophagefferens, 391 nucleotides long. Its product is annotated as expressed protein. The annotation marks the transcript as partial. The record is from RefSeq and is a predicted model, not a curated record. Lineage: Eukaryota; Pelagophyceae; Pelagomonadales; Pelagomonadaceae. The transcript has a single exon.